CCAUCACAGAAAGAUAAUUGCAUGAAAAAGAGAGAGACAGUGCCAAAGAAAAAGAAGAUUCUUUAAGUGAAAUGCUUUGUUGCUGCUGAUGUUGGAAGUUUUGUAUGAUUUUAUUGAUGUGUGUGCUAUUUGUUUGCUAUAAAAUGUUUGAAAGAUGGGAUAGUUUGUCAUAACAAUACAUAAUGAGUGAGAAAGAAAAAAAGAUAGAGAUGGAGGAGGAAGAUAUGAUUGAUCAUUGGAGCCAUGAGCAUCCACUUACUUUGGUGGAUACUCGUGAAUUAGAAUUCUGUUACGGUUGUGAAGUGCGGUUUGGUAGCGGAGAGCAAGCUUAUGGAUGCAGCAUCGACGGGUGUGAGUAUUCAAACCUAUUGCACCCAGAAUGUGCAGCGAUGGCGAGAGAGAUACGGCGUCCAUUGCACCACCCUCAGCACAUACUCAUCCAACGGCAUGAACGUACCUUAUUGGGGUGUGGUAUAUGUGGAAAGACUAUUUGGAGCAUUGGCUACAAAUGUAUAAGCUGCAGGUUCGAGAUGCACCUGAGAUGUGCACAAGACAGUGACCUGAUCGAUGCAUCAACCCGUGAUGAUGAUGAUGAUGAUGAUGAUGAUGAGAAAAGGCGUGCCAUCAUACGCCAUCCAAGCCACCCCAGCCAUGACUUGAAGUUGUUUAGGAGAAGGUGUCCCUUCAAGUGCGAUGCUUGUGGCGCUACACGUAAAGGGAGUUCCUACACAUGCGCCGCUGAUGAUUGUCAGUAUUGGAUCCAUGAGAGAUGUGCUUCGUUGCCUCAAAACUUGAAAAGGGAAGACCAUCAUCACUCUCUUUCUCUCUCGUUUCAUGUCCCACUUGAAUAUAUCAGAUUUGACUACAAAUGUGAUGUAUGCAGCGUAUCUUUUCUACCCAACUAUUGGAUAUAUCAUUGUCAACUCUGCAGAUACAUCGUCCAUGUCAAGUGUGCCUUCGACAAGCCGACUCGCAUCACCGAAAAUAUUGGGAAGGACAUGAUCCAUUUUCCAAGAGAUGAGGUGGUUGAACAACUCAUUACACCUUUUGUGAUGAGAGAAAAAGGAGGAACAACAUUCAUACCACCCAUCAUCAUACCUAAUAAUGAUGAUGAGUUAGUGAUGGUUGGGCGAAUUUUUGAUAGUAGUAAAUGCAGAACCAACAACAGGAGACGAAGCACAAGCACGAGCCGGCAGGGGCAAGGAGAAAUGGUGUGUGAGAGAAAGAAAACGCAGGAUUUGAUGGACAAGUGUUGGGAGAGGAGACCAUAGAUGGAGCCAGAGCAUUGCUGAGGAAGUACGACAGCAAGUGGGAGAUUCAGGCUGACAAGAAAGGCGACUGCAUCGCUGUGGAAGGUGGGUGUGAGAGUGAAGGAGUAUUUGACAUAGUUGUGAAAGAACUGGUUUUUUUGCCCUCUGUUUUUAGGAAUGAAUUUUAAUCUUUUCUUUUCUUGUCCUGACACCUCUGAUUCCUGUCCAGACAAACUUCAAAACCAUCCGAAUAAAGGAAACAUAAAAAAAGAAACAAUAACG
Molecule: messenger RNA, 1532 nt
Organism: Salvia splendens (bonfire salvia)
Lineage: Eukaryota; Viridiplantae; Streptophyta; Magnoliopsida; Lamiales; Lamiaceae
Exons: 3
Coding region: 183-1271 (362 amino acids)
Source: RefSeq, a predicted model, not a curated record